ACUUUCACUCGCAGCUCGCAGCUUACAACGCAUCCACAUCUGUUUUCAUGGCAGAUUCUGAAGAUGAUGCCCCCGACGAAUUCCAAGACCUCUUCUCUUCUCCUGACAGGGACUUUUUAAUCAACAACAAUGGCGAUCAGGUUAAAGUAGACACCUUGAAGCAGAAGAAACUCGGUUUGUAUUUUUCAGCAUCGUGGUGUCCUCCAUGCCAAAGAUUCACCCCUGCUUUGGUGGAGGUGUACAAUGAACUCGCCCCCAAAGGUGACUUCGAAGUAGUGUUUAUCUCUGCUGAUGAAAAUGAUGCCACUUUUAUGGAGUACUUCUCUCAGAUGCCAUGGCUUGCUAUUCCGUUUUCCGAUUCGGAGGCACGCAACCGCCUUGAUGAACUCUUCGAGGUGGAAGGGAUUCCUAAUCUUGUGUUACUUGAUGAAACUGGAGAGGUUGUUACUGAUAGCGGAGUUGAUGUUAUUCGUGAAUAUGGAGUUGAAGGCUACCCUUUUACAUUAGCAAAGAUUCAAGAAUUGAAGGAUCUUGAAGAGGAAGCUAAGAGGAACCAAUCCUUGAAAUCUCUCUUGCUAUCUCCUUCUCGUGACUUUGUCAUUUCUUCCCAUGGAAAUAAAAUAGCUGUUUCUGAACUCGAGGGCAAGAUGGUUGGGCUUUAUUUCUCAUCGAGUUCAUACGAAAGAUGCUCUGAAUUUACUUCCCGCCUUGUGGAGUUUUAUGACAAGUUAAAGGCAGAUGGGGAGAGCUUUGAGAUUGUGAUGAUACCUCUUGAUGAGGAAGAAGAAUCCUUUAAGAAAGGAUUGGAAAGUAUGCCUUGGUUGUCAUUGCCUUUUGAGGACAAGAACUGUGGAAAGUUGAUAAGAUACUUUGAGGUCUUAACUCUCCCCCGUUUGGUUAUUAUUGAUGAAAAUGGGAAAACUCUUCAUUCUAAUGUUGUUGAGGCUGUUGAGGAACACGGAGCUAUUGCAUACCCUUUCUCCCCUGAAAAGUUUGCUGAGCUAAGUGAGAUCGAGAAGGCCAAGGCUGCAUCACAGACCCUCGAGUCCUUGUUGGUCUCUGGAGAUCAAGAUUUUGUCAUUCGAAAAGAUGGUACCAAGGUUCUAGUGUCAGAAUUAGUGGGAAAGAACAUCCUCCUCUACUUUUCAGGAGGGUGGUGUGCUGCAUGCCAUGUAUUCCAUCCAAAACUAAUAGAAGCAUAUCAUGAGAUUAAGGAAAAGGAGGAGGAAUUCGAAGUGAUUUUCAUCUCAAGCGACCACGACCAAGCAUCAUUUGACGAAUCCUUUGCAGUGAUGCCAUGGCUGGCUAUCCCUUAUGGGGAUCCAAGGAAGUCAUACCUCACCCGGAAGUUCAGGGUGUAUGAAGUCCCCAUGCUUGUUGCAAUUGGACCAAACGGGCAAACCAUCACAAAAGACGCGAGAUUUCUGAUAAACUAUCAUGGGGCACGGACUUAUCCUUUCACGGAGGAGAGGAUCAAAGAGGUUCAGGAAGAAGAGGAUGAGGCUGCAAAGGGGUGGCCGGAGAAGCUGGACCAUGAGAAACACAAGCAUGAGAUUUCAUUGACCGUCCGUAUGAUUUAUUAUUGUGAUGUUUGUGAUGAUGAGGGGCGUAAAUGGUCUUAUUGCUGUGAAAAGUGUGACUUUGAUAUGCAUCCAAAAUGUGCAUUAAUGGCUGACUAGUAAUUAAGGAAUUGAAUUAGCCAAGAUCAAUCGGAUAGCACUGAAGAACCCUCCUACUGCAUGCAGCAAAUAUAUAUAUAGUGAUUCAGUGAUUCAUGUGCAUGCAUCUCAUGCAUAUAUGCCAUUUUUUGGAGAUUUGAUUGCUAAUCUUGAAUACAUGUUC
Arachis stenosperma is the source of this 1842-nucleotide messenger RNA. Its product is annotated as probable nucleoredoxin 1. The transcript is spliced from 4 exons. The record is from RefSeq and is a predicted model, not a curated record. NCBI's taxonomy places the organism in Eukaryota, Viridiplantae, Streptophyta, Magnoliopsida, Fabales, Fabaceae. Gene Ontology annotation, molecular function: thioredoxin-disulfide reductase (NADPH) activity. The coding region runs from base 48 to 1679 and encodes 543 amino acids.